AUGUACAUUUGUUGCAAAGGUAGAGGUAGAAUGAGAAAACAGGACCCUUUGGAUCAAAAGCAACGAUUUUCUAUCACAAAAGAUAAAUUUUUUGCAGCUUCAAUCCAACAUAAACAAGAAAAAAUUGCUCCACCGCUGCUCACCAUUGCUAUAGGAUCUAGCUCAAAUACAGCUAAUACCAAUGGCUCAAGUGGCAUUUUUACUUAUGAAGACCUAGUCAUUGCCACCAAUGGUUUUUCCGAAUCCAACCUCCUUGGACAAGGCGGUUUCGGUUAUGUCUACAAAGGGUUCCUGCCAACCGGACAAUAUGUUGCGGUUAAGAAAUUGAAGGCCAAGAACCGGCAGGGGGCGCGUGAAUUCCAGGCUGAGGUCGACACUAUCAGCCGAGUUCAUCAUAAAUACCUUGUUUCCUUAGUUGGAUACUGCAUUAAUGGGGCUGAGAGAUUGCUUGUUUAUGAGUUUGUUCCUAACAAAACAUUGGAAUUCCACUUGCAUGAAAAUGGUCAGCCGGUUAUACUUUGGGAAAGAAGACUCAAAAUUGCUAUAGGAUCUGCAAAAGGAAUAGCAUAUCUCCAUGAGGACUGUAGUCCGACGAUCAUUCAUCUUGAUAUCAAAGCAUCUAAUAUUCUUCUUGAUCCCAGAUUAGAAGCAAAGGUUUCCGACUUCGGACUUGCCAAAAUUUUCUUAGAUGCUAGCCCAUAUGUUACACACAUCUCUACCAGAGUGAUGGGAACUUUUGGAUACCUUGCACCAGAGUAUGCAUUAACCGGUAAGUUAACUGAUAAAUCAGAUGUAUAUUCCUAUGGUGUCAUGCUUUUGGAGCUUAUAACCGGACAUCGGGCAAUCAUCGAGCUAGAAUCGUCAGUAAAUCAUAGCCUGGUUGAUUGGGCAAGGCCUUUCCUAGCUCGUGCACUCGAAGAUAAUGAUUUCGAGGCUCUCGUUGAUCUGAGGUUAAACGGUGCUUACAACAAUAGCAAGAUGGCAACCAUGGUCAGUUGCGCUGCUGCUUGUAUACGCCAAUCAGCAUGGCUUAGACCUCGAAUGAUCCAGGUUGUUCGUGCUCUAGAAGACGACAUUUCGUUGACGACGUUGUCGAACAGCUCGUUGAACACAUCUUUAGAAAUGUUCAUCCAAAAUGCUCGACAAUGCAUCAACAAUGGUGGCUUUAGUGGACACAGUGAAUCCACCAGUGAAUAUGGGCUCAACCUUAACCCGUCUGGCUCCAGCACCGAAUCUCAAAAGAACUAAAAGCCGAGACAAAUUCUGAUGAAACUGUGCACUAUUAGAAUAUUAUCUAGCUUUUGAUUAAAUUGGUUGAUGAAUUUGAUUUAUCUACUUAUCUAGGGAAUUAUUUGAUAUCAAGAGGUUACA
This is a messenger RNA of Hibiscus syriacus, 1371 nucleotides long. RefSeq names its product proline-rich receptor-like protein kinase PERK14. The record is from RefSeq and is a predicted model, not a curated record. Gene Ontology annotation, molecular function: ATP binding; protein kinase activity. Lineage: Eukaryota; Viridiplantae; Streptophyta; Magnoliopsida; Malvales; Malvaceae. Gene Ontology annotation, biological process: protein phosphorylation.